Messenger RNA from Ceratina calcarata, 2373 nucleotides. RefSeq names its product UBX domain-containing protein 4. The coding region runs from base 230 to 1822 and encodes 530 amino acids. NCBI's taxonomy places the organism in Eukaryota, Metazoa, Arthropoda, Insecta, Hymenoptera, Apidae. Gene Ontology annotation, molecular function: protein binding. Gene Ontology annotation, biological process: ERAD pathway. The transcript is spliced from 7 exons. The record is from RefSeq and is a predicted model, not a curated record. Gene Ontology annotation, cellular component: endoplasmic reticulum.
UAUAAUAUUACAUAUUCCACUGAUGUGAAACGAUAAGAAAGCUGGAAUUCUCGAUGGACCAGACGAUUCGUCUUACACAAUCUAAACCGUCACCUAGCCGAACCUUACGUAGAUUUUGAAACGUCAAGUCCUACAGAAAAUUUCUAGUGAUUCAACCACUUUUUCAUUACGUCAUUAUAUUUCGAUAGCACAACAGGACACAGGCUCUUUUAAUUUCGCAAAAAGCAAGAUGAAGUGGUUCGAAGGUAGCAUCAACGAAGCAGUGGCAACAUCAAAAUCUAGGAAAGCAAUUUUCGUCGUUUUUAUUGAAGGCAAGGAUGACGCAUCUGUACAAUUUGCUGAAGCAAUCAAUGCCAUGGAAGUUUCCAACCGACUGGAACAAGAUGAUUUUGUAGCAAUAAGAUUGGAAAGUGGAUCCGAGACUUAUGGCUUUUUUACUCAGAUUUACAAAUGGGUAUCUGUGCCAUCUUUAUUCCUUAUUGGCGAAAAUGGUGCACCUUUGGAAAUUAUUGCUGGCAAUACAACAGCUGCUGAUUUAGCUUCUAAAAUUGACUUAGUAUUAGCAAAAGUAGGAAAGAACAAAAAUGCAUCUACCAACUUAAUAGAUGCAGAACAGAAAACUACUGCAGACAGCAAUAUGACAGACUCUAAUGUAAAGGUUGAUGUAGAUGAGAAAAAUACCAAUGCAAUACAAUCGAAUGUGCAACACAAUGAAGUACCACAAGUACCCCUGGUGCAAACUGUCUCAAACAGUGAGAGUAGUGACGUAAUGAAAAGUAACAUAAAAGAGGAACCGUCGACAAGUUUGAAAGCCAGUGGAUCAUCGGAAUCGGUUACAGAUACAACUGGAGCACCCAAGGAGCUAACAACAGAAGAAAAAGUAGAAAGAGCACGGAAAUUAAUAGAAUUACAGAAGAAACAACGCAUAGAGGAGGAGGAGAAGAAAGAGAGAGAAAGAGAAAUAGAACGACGUAAAGUUGGUCAAGAUGUACAAAACUUGCGAAGAAAACAACAAGAUUUAGAGAUGAAGCAAGCUUAUGAAGAAAGAUUGAGGGAAAGAGCUGAUGAUGCUUUGGCUAGAGAAAGGAUCUUGCAACAAAUUGCUCAGGAUAAAAUAGAAAGAAAGCAAAGAGAAUUAGCAAAACAACAGCAACAAGUAAAACCAACCAUCAAUCCACCGGAACCACCGGAAUCGUCGUCACCAAUGACAACAAUCAUCAGAAUACAGUUUCGAUUGCCAUCCGGCAAUCCUUACGUUGCGCACUUCGAACCAACAACUACCCUACGCGAGUUACGUACUUACGUUGUCCAGAACAUCGAUUUACCUUUCCGGCAAUAUGCAAUGUCCACCUCUUUUCCGAGACGAGAAUUAACGCACGAGGACGAUGAUAAAUCUCUCAUAGAAUUGGAACUGGUUCCUACAGCAGUUAUAUUGAUCUUGCCUCUAAAAACUCCAAAUGCUACGACAACCGUUACAUCCGCACAAGAUGUUGGUGUUGUACCACGAUUCAUUUGGUCUACUUUCGCAAUUUUUUCAGCCGUUUAUUAUUAUGUAAUAGGCUACUUUACUGGUGGACGCAGAGAUGUACCGAAACCACCGAGCAGCUCUGCUGAAAAUAAAAAUGCAGAAAAUAAUGCGAGUGGUGCGGUUGCAUCAAAUGUCCAGAGUACUGCUAGCACUUCAGGUUUGGUUAGAAGAUACGUAGGCAAUCGAGUAAGCACCACCAUAAAAACUGAAGGAAACGUACAUAGAUUGCACUCAGGUGGAGAGGAUAGUGAUGAAAAUAAUACGUGGAACGGUAAUUCAACGCAACAAAUGUAGACUAUUAUAAAUCGACGAAGUUCCAGCGGGUUUUACUGUUUCGCUAAUCAGAAUUUUAGAUACGCAACAGAUAUAUCUUCGAUUACAAAUAUAUUUUGUUAAACUUUUAUACAUUUUUGUCCUAUCGAUAUCACAAUCGAUGGUCACGUUUUCACGGCUAUGAUUACGAUGACAAUUUAUUUAAAGGAUCAACAAUUUGCAGUUACGAAGAGAAGUUUAUCUGUGUCAUAUACUCAAUGAGAAAUAUUCAAUUAUUUGCAAUGCUGCGUUACUUCACAUUAUUGAAAUCAAUAAUCUUACUAAUCACUUUAAUAAGUUAAAAAUGAUAUAAGGACCAAACGCAGUCAUCCAACUGCAAUACGACAGAUGAGCUGACAUGAAGUCGAUUUCGAAUAUAUAUCCCUAUAUUCGUAGUAAGAGUAUCAAACUUAUUGAAGGUCUUAUUUUAGGUCUAUCUUAGGCACGUGUAUUCUCAGAUUUAUUUAAAACAAAAAUUAUUUUAUUAUAUCAUGUUAAUCAAAGUUACUGUAUUUUCGGAUAAGAAUUGUGUU